Marmota monax (woodchuck) is the source of this 2714-nucleotide messenger RNA. RefSeq names its product fascin actin-bundling protein 1 (gene Fscn1). Gene Ontology annotation, cellular component: filopodium; ruffle; microvillus. Lineage: Eukaryota; Metazoa; Chordata; Mammalia; Rodentia; Sciuridae. Gene Ontology annotation, biological process: actin filament bundle assembly; establishment or maintenance of cell polarity; cell migration. The transcript has 5 exons. Gene Ontology annotation, molecular function: protein-macromolecule adaptor activity; actin filament binding. The coding region runs from base 129 to 1610 and encodes 493 amino acids. The record is from RefSeq and is a predicted model, not a curated record.
GGCUGGCUUUGUGGAGCGCUGCGGAGGGUGCGCGCGGGCCGCGGCCGCUAGACAAAGGAGCAGGGGAGCCGCUGAGGGGACCGCCACCCACCUCCCGGGCCGCGCCGGGGCCUCCGCCCGCCGCCACCAUGACCGCCAACGGCACGGCCGAGGCCGUGCAGAUCCAGUUCGGCCUCAUCAACUGCGGCAACAAGUACCUGACGGCCGAGGCGUUCGGGUUCAAGGUGAACGCGUCGGCCAGCAGCCUGAAGAAGAAGCAGAUCUGGACCCUGGAGCAGCCGCCCGACGAGGCGGGCAGCGCAGCCGUGUGCCUGCGCAGCCACCUAGGCCGCUACCUGGCAGCGGACAAGGACGGCAACGUGACCUGCGAGUGCGAGGUGCCCGGCGCCGACUGCCGCUUUCUCAUCGUGGCGCACGACGACGGCCGCUGGUCGCUGCAGUCCGAGGCGCACCGGCGCUACUUUGGCGGCACCGAGGACCGCCUGUCGUGCUUCGCCCAGACCGUGUCACCGGCCGAGAAGUGGAGCGUGCACAUCGCCAUGCACCCGCAGGUCAACAUUUACAGCCUGACCCGAAAGCGCUACGCGCACCUGAGCGCACGGCCGGCCGACGAGAUCGCGGUGGACCGCGACGUGCCCUGGGGCGUCGACUCGCUGAUCACGCUCGCCUUCCAGGACCAGCGCUACAGCGUGCAGACCGCUGACCACCGCUUCCUGCGCCACGACGGGCGCCUGGUAGCGCGCCCCGAGCCCGCCACCGGCUACACGCUGGAGUUCCGCUCCGGCAAGGUGGCCUUCCGCGACUGCGAAGGCCGCUACCUGGCGCCGUCUGGGCCCAGUGGCACGCUGAAGGCGGGCAAGGCCACCAAGGUGGGCAAGGACGAGCUCUUCGCCCUGGAGCAAAGCUGCGCCCAGGUCGUGCUGCAGGCGGCCAACGAGAGGAACGUGUCCACGCGCCAGGGUAUGGAUCUGUCGGCCAAUCAGGACGAGGAGACUGACCAGGAGACCUUCCAGCUCGAGAUCGACCGGGACACCCGAAAGUGUGCCUUCCGCACGCACACGGGCAAGUACUGGACGCUGACAUCUACCGGGGGUGUGCAGUCCACCGCGUCCACCAAGAACGCCAGCUGCUUCUUUGACAUUGAGUGGCGAGAUCGGCGCAUCACCCUGAGAGCGUCCAAUGGCAAGUUUGUGACCGCCAAGAAGAACGGGCAGCUGGCCGCCUCGGUGGAGACAGCAGGGGACUCGGAGCUAUUCCUCAUGAAGCUGAUCAACCGCCCUAUAAUCGUGUUUCGUGGGGAACAUGGCUUCAUCGGCUGCCGUAAGGUCACUGGCACCCUGGAUGCCAACCGCUCCAACUACGACGUCUUCCAGCUGGAGUUCAAUGACGGCGCCUACAACAUCAAAGACUCCACGGGCAAGUACUGGAUGGUGGGCAGUGACUCCUCUGUCACCAGCAGCAGUGACGUCCCUGUGGACUUCUUCUUCGAGUUCUGCGACUAUAAUAAGGUGGCCAUCAAGGUGGGCGGGCGCUAUCUGAAGGGGGACCACGCGGGGGUCCUGAAGGCCUGUGCAGAGACCAUCGAUCCCGCCUCUCUGUGGGAGUACUAGGCCCACCCUGGCCUGCCUGGGGGCUCCUUCAGUCCCUCCUGCUAACCCUCUUCUUCAGGUGGCCCUGUGGCAGCUGGUGAGCCCCUUGCCUUGAAACUGGAAACCCCAGAGAAAAACGGUGCCCCCACCUGUUGCCCCUACUGACUCCCUCCCCUGUCCCCAGGGGUCAGCAGCUGCAGCCCAUCCCUUGGAGGGUCUUCACGUCCCUCUGCCCUCUUCUGCCAAGGGACAAGGCUGCCACCUCUUUCUUCUGACCUCAGACGACUCUGAGCCUUAUUUCCCGGGAAGUGGCUGUGGAGCAGUGUGGCCUGGCAGGCCCCUAGGCAUGGCGGGAACGCUUAACUGGAAUCUCCUGCUCCCUCCUGCAGCCUUUCCCUGCCCCCAGGAGCUGGGCGCUUGUCCCCAGCCAGCCAGCAGGGACUCCUCCAUGGAGCCUAGUCCUGCACACCUGUAGAGGAGGGUGGCCUUCCCGUGGGGCUGACCAGGCUGGGGCAGACUUGCCCGUGUGUGUUGUUUGGGGUCCUGGCUGGAUGGCAGGGUCUCUGCUCCCUGACUUUAAGCAGGCUGCAGGUCCUGCCCCCGGGGCAUUCUGGGCUGGGCUGGGCUGGGGAUGCCCUGUUCCUGUCUCUUCCCUUCCACUCUGGCCUGACUGGAAGCAGAAAAUGACCAAAUCAGUAUUUUUUUUUUUUUAAUGUCACUGCUGGAGGCCCCGGCAAGCCUGGUUGCAGUUGUGAGUGGUCUUGGCGGGUUCUUGGCACUUGCCCUCCCCCUCCCCAGCUGGUGGCCUCCUCCCUCCCUCUGCCCACCCCCAGCCCUGGGCCCCUAUGCCUCAGCCAGAGCCCUGCCACGUUUGGUGCUCCAUGUCUGACACCUCGGGUCUCCUGGGCAGGAAGAAGCCAGGUGUUCCUGCAGCUGGGAGCUCUGGGGUGAGCCUGAGCCCUCCAGGUCCCGGCCACCCUGCCCCGGCCUCCCCUCCACCGUGCAUCUCACUCUGGGUGUCUUGGUCUUUUAUUUUUUGUAAGUGUCAUUUGUAUAACUCUAAAUGUCCAUGAUAGUAGCUUUGAACUGGAAAAAAAAAGCAAAAUAAAGUACUGCAAGUCUGCA